This is a messenger RNA of Amoebophrya sp. A25, 5592 nucleotides long. NCBI's taxonomy places the organism in Eukaryota, Dinophyceae, Syndiniales, Amoebophryaceae. The record is from the annotation of a GenBank genome assembly.
AGCUGAUAGGGUGCAUUUCUUACCUGGCAAACUGUUUGAACCAACCUCACAUGCCGGAGAAUACAAACACAGCGUAGCCGCGAAAAAUAAAAUUAUACAUACGACCAAACGUCAAUUGAUAUUAACCUCAUGCUCCUCGUUUCCAGAUGGAUGCUUCCACUGCCACUCGUGAACCUCAAAGAAAAUGUCCGGGACCGCUCGUCACGCUUCUUCAUCUCCUAACACACUGAGAACCGAUACCUUCGACAGCGCUAUACCCCCUAUAAGUCCUCAUGCUUCGUCUCCCAGUACCUCGCCAAAUAGGAGCAUAGGUCCACCUACAGUCUCUAUUCCGCCAGACGCAGAAGAGAGCAUUACAUCGACAUUCGCAUCCGAACUUUCCUGUGCUUCUGCUGGGAAAGAACGAAGUGAUAAUGUCGAGGAGGAGGUCGUGGAGAAUGUUGAAGAGCCUGCUACAGUGGUUGAGGUUGAUGAAGCGAAUGAAGCAGUGGUAGAGCGAGAAGUGGAAGUGGAGAACCACGAGGCUGUACUAGCAGAGGACAACUACACGGCACAACAAGAGCAGGUUGAAGUCGAAGAUUCACAAGUCGAAGCAGAAGCGGAGGCACCACCUGAAGAGGCGGAGGUGCCAGAAGCUGUUGAAGACGAUGAAUCACAACAGCCAUUAGAAGAACCAGUUCUAGAAAAGUCGCAAAUGGAGGUGGAGCACAGUGCAACCACUCCAGACCACCAGGUCGUGGAAGAAACGGAGCCUAACCCAGCAAUGGCUUCUUCUAGUGAAGAUAUGGUAGUGGCCGAAGUCGAAGCCGACGAGGUGGCUGUUAAAGUAGAGCAGUCGGCUGUCGACGAGCAACCGGCUGAGGCUGAGGCUGAACAAGCGCAAGCGGAUGAAGCUCCUGAGGAACCACAAGCCGCGCCUGAGGCUGCCCAACCAAGGGAAGCUGCAGCCCGAGAUGAAAUUCCUGCACAGGAGGAGGAAGUUGGCCAGGAGGCUCCAGAAGAGGACGCGUCUCCGCCUGAAGCUGAAGCUGAGGAUGGCAUAGCUUCAGAAGCAGAGGGGGAAGAGCUCGGACGCGCAGAAGAAACAACCGUUGUUGUAGAAGAACAUGAGAUCACUACUAGUAGGGAAGUAGCAACACUUCUAGCACACGAGGUUGUUAUUGAAGCAGCAAUGUUGGAAGUAGUACAAGCAGAACAAGUAGUAGAACAGAAAAGAGAAGUAGAGGACGAAGUAACUCGACUAGCGAGAGAUACAAUAGUAGAGCAGGAGGUGGAGGAACCGGAAAUGUUGGUAGCGGAAGAGGCAGAGGUGGAGAAGGUGGUAGACGAUAAUCCUCCUUCAGAUGAACCGGCACAAGCGGCUGUGGAUGAAGCACCGGAACCGGAGACAGAGGAGAAUGACCAAGUAGAAGUAGUCGAAGCUCCUGCUGUAGGUGCUCCUGCAGUAGUAGUGCCGGAACAAGAAGAUUCCUCUAGGGACCCACAAAGACAGGAAAGCGAAGAGGAGAUCUUAGAACACGAAGUACCUGUGCAGGAGACUGUAGAAGCCGAAAUCGAGCAGCCGUCAGAGGAAGUAGCUGUCAACAACGCUACGCUUGUAGCAACAUCGAUUCUAGCAGAAGUUGUUGCUGAUGAUGGGGUAGACAAUGAGGAUGUCGUAGCUCCUAGGAGUGCCUCCAAUGAUCCUGUAGAAACUACCGAUCUUCUUGACACUACACUUCUAGAUCUACUGCCAAUGCCAGAAAUAAAAGGAGAAGUAAGAGAACCUUCACCUCCAGAAGAAACCCCUUUCGAAGAACCUUCUCCCGAUGAAGCCUUACCCGAAGAAGAUCGUACUGAUGUCUUCCUGCGUAGUUUCUUCAAGCCUCAUUUCUCAGAACGAGAACUGCAGGAGCGUGAGGACUUGUUGAUGCGAGGGAUGCGCAAGUCCAAAGGCCUUAGUGCACCUUCGCGCUGCGCUCUAGAAAGUCUCCUGGCACAGGCAAGUGAAAGCAGUGACGUGAGGCGAGCCAAACACCAUCUUGGGCAGUUUCCUGCUGUAUCACCACGCGUUCCGACAAUAAAAGUCUAUAGUGGUGGAACACGGAAUAACUACAGCAGACCAAUAAGUGAGAAGCUGCAUGACGACGAAGGGAAAGAACAGCUCCGAAUUAAGGCUUUCUCUAAUCCAUCUCCAGAAGCAUCUUAUAUAUACUUAGGACUGUUCCAGAAGGGGGAACGAAACGGCCUCAUGAUGAAAAUCAAGAUGGAUUAUUAUAAGUUUAGCUCUAACCAGAGUUCUAGUUUGAGUCGUUGUGAAGUCCCCGCACCAGCAGUCGAACCAGUAGUAGAAUGGGGUCCUAUCUACGGUGAAACAGCACAUCCACGUGGCUUCUCACCUAGAGUUUCACCUCGUCAAUUUGAUUGGCCAGAUACUCAAUUCGCAAACAACCUACACAUGAAGAAGUCUCCCCAGAAGUUGUCGCCACCUCAAAGGUCAAGGUCUCCAAAAAAGUGGUCGUCACCACGACUUGGACUUGCCGGAACAGCUGAAGCAACACGGCCAAACACCGCACCAGGAACUACUUUGAUGUAUGGUGGUGCGGCUAUGUCGCUUCGUCGAAACGCUGCAUCUAUGAGAGCUGAACAAGAAAUAGCAAGCCAGAGACAACAACAGAAUAUUUUUAAGGCUUGCCUUUCUUGGGUGUUCCUGUUUUUACCGUUCCUCGCUUUGGCUCAAGAGGGAAAGACAUAGCGAACGGGGUAACUAAGUGAACACCAAAAGGCUACCCCUAAGAAUGGCCUCACCUCAAAAAGCUACAAAAGGCCUCGUUCGUCAGGGCCUCCAGGCGUCGUCGCCCCUGGCGAUUUCAGACACGAUGGCAGGAAAGAUAAGGCGGAGGCGCAUAAGGAGAUUACGGCGAAUUAUGAGGCAUGGAAGGUAGAGAGGCGAAAACAGCAAAAGCACUCAGAAAUGGUCAAUAUGCCGAUGCAGCUGAUGGCUCAAAACCGAGACGCUCUGCGGGAGAAAACGGGUUAUACAAGACAAGGCUUGCCGGAUCCUGACGACUUGAGCCUUAGCUCGUUGUUGAAAAGGUACGUUCUAUUCGAAAACUCAAAAUAUCCGAGUUACUGACUGAAAUAAGGGACGCAGCUUACUAUCAAGGCUACCCUUCCUUCUCAUCAGUAUCUCGGUUAUUCUGAUCAGUUACUUGCUUAUUUCAGUUUUUCGAAUAAUCGUUUCUGAUCUCUAGUGCCCUGCUACUUCCCUUUUCCAACAAAUUGAAAUUUGUCUUCCAAUUUGUCUUCCAAAACCAGGAGCAAAAAAUGUGAAUUUCCUUGCAGGCGUGCCAACGAGCGUAUGGAAGCUCGUCGAGCUAAGUCUAUUCGUGAGCAUGGUCUAGGCUCUAAAGUCGGUCGCCGCUUCGUGAAUGCUGCUCGGGAACAAGAGGAAUUUUUUGGCGGAAGUCUCCGUAUUAUGGACAUGGACUCCUUCGACCUCAAACGCAUUUCAAAACGCAUGGCCGAUGCGCGUAGAGGAAAUUUUGUAGUGGAGGUGCAGACAGAUCGCACUUGCAAACGGGAAUGUCGUGAGGUACGAGACACUGCGAGGAUGCACAAGUGGCAGAAGAACAUGGAGGUGAAACUAGGACUCCGCGAUCCUGCUGAAGAUGCGUUGUUACUGCCUGUAGCACCUGAAUUUUUGGAGUCUGUAGCCAAAAAGAACCGAGAGUGGUUGCCAAAAAAGAAGAGAUUGUUGACGCAAUUGAAAACGGAACUGAAUGAAUCUGUUGCGGAUGUUAUGAAGCGAAAAAGUGUACUCAUCGAUCCUCAAGAUGAAAGUAGGCACCUUCUAAGUAGGAAAAAGCCUCUUUUCUUGAGUAUGAGUACACUUUUUCCUGUCAUAGAUGUAGCGUGUCAUUUUGGGGUUGUAACGAAGACGCGACGAAAGCAGCUGCGGAAAGGAGCGUUGAUAGACUUUAUUACGGCUCCUGUUGAUCACUUGAUAAGUCUAACUUAGUUGUACUUCUUCUAAUUCGGUCGACGAACGGAAAUUUGAAUUAGCGGAAAGUUGAAACACGCAUCCAAGCUCAUUGGUUUUCAACUUCAUCGUGUUUGAUCCUACAACUACUUUCUACUUUCUACUCAUGUAAGUAUGUUACUUAGAUAGUGUAAGUGUGAAUUACAUCCACAAUCUCUAACUCUCUCGGCGCAACAGCUUCGGUCGGCGACGACCAAUUUCAAGAGUCAGAGGAAUCUAGGCGACGGAAGAAGAAAGAGGAACAGCGUAGCAAAGCGCAGACAAAGGUAGCUUCUUUUCUCUCAGCAAGUCUUGUGUCUUCUGGUGGAGAAAACGGUAAAGGAGGAGAUCUGCCAGCUACGCCUAGUCGUGGUAAUGGAGACGAUGAUGGUGGGCAAGGAGAAGGAGACCAAAGGAAUUCAUCAUCCACUAAAACCAAGACCAAAGGAAAAGGAAAGGCUGGUGCAAAUUCAAAGGCUUCAACUGGUGGUACUAAGGGUGCUGGUGCAAUGAACACCCAGGGUUCUGCCUUUUUCGGAGAUGAGGAUCCUGGCACCUUUCUGAAACAAGGUUUGUCAGGUAGAAUGCAGAAGAUCAAACGAGAAGUGAAAGACAUAAACGAGGGAAUGUCGAUUCUAAAAGUCUCCGGUGACGUCGAAAACAAGGCCAGUAAGGAAGUAGCGAGAAAAGGGGGAAUUAUGAAAGAUGUUGUGGUUUGUUGUAGUUUUUAGUUCUACCUAAUUAUGUAUAAGAAUGACAAUGAUGAGUGUCAGUGUCUUCUUCUAGCGUUCACAUGAAGUACAAAAGUAGACUGGAGGUGACGACUUUGAAUUUGAUUACUUUCAUUCCUUCUUGUUCAACUACUACUACUGGUACUACUUCUAGACUUACCUCCUCUUUCACGUUCACCAGCAGCCACUUUUUCUAAGUUGCCGUCCGCAGGGGCAAGUGGAAGUGGAGCUUCUAAAGGUGGGAAGCAGGACAAGCUUUACAGCACACGAGACCCCAACUACUACAGGAACAACCCAUUGACACCAAAAAUUCUCGGAGCUGGUGGAGGGACACAAGGAGACGAGACUAUGGGGAACAUGCUUAUUUCAGCUGUUGCGGGGGCGGGGAGGUAGUAGAAGAUCAUGUCUCCCUCGAAUACUUACUUCAUAUAAAUUGUUGCAGAGCUUAAGUAUUUGACUUUCAUAAUUCAGUACAACCUAGUUGAAAUUGUUCUCCAAUGUCAUACAAAAAUAUAGCGCAAUUGUCGUGGAACGAGGUACGUCCAGUGCCUCGAUUGAACAGACUAACUUACUCCACCUACGUUAUUACACCAACAUGGUUAUGGAUGCCUAUGCCUUAUACGUACCAAAACCUACAUUGUUUCGAAAGUUUUGACGACAUUCAACAUUGUCAUUUUUGUCUUAGGAUACACCACAAGCAACAUCAAUGUUCUUAAUACAACUGCCCAUGCCGAUGCUGCGGACAGCGGUUCAUAGAAGAUGAACUUCCUAGAAAGAGUCACUGCACAUCAUGUCCACGAACAUGAAAGUGAAGAUUCGUCAUGCAGCUAUCUUCUGCAGUACUUCUCCAACAUUCGUCAU